AGGGCAUCAACCUCACGAUGGCUAUAUAUAGAGACCUUUGUUAGGUCUUUUCGAUGUUGUUUUUUUUUUCUCUUCUCACCAUCCUCAUCGGCAUCCAACUCCUCAACUCUACUCUCCAGUCCUCCCGACUUCCCCGUUCUGUUCCACCCCAUUGGCCCGGUGCCUUCUAUUCUACACCAGUACUUCGAUAGUCACUUGUUCAUUUUGUUUCCGAGAAACAUCACAAAAUCUUACAUCUCUCACUUCUCAUCUCCUCCAAACAAAACAAAACAAACAACUCAACCGCCAAAAUGUUCGCCAAGGUUACCAUUCUCUCCGUCCUCCUGGCUGGUGCCGAGCUCGUCUCGGGCCACGCUGCCAUCAUCAACGCCGUUGGCGACGCUGGCGGUGUUGGCAUGGCUCUCGGUGUUGACACCGCCACUCCCCGUGACGGAACCCGACGCAACCCCUUCCAGCAGGAUGCCACCCGCUUCCGUGGUGCUUCCAGUGCGACUGUUGGCGAGACCCUCGGCGGAGGCACCAACAACAUCCAGGCCGGUACUCAGGCCAUCAUGGCCGAGACUGGCUCCGAGCUUCCUCAGGUUUCUGCAGGUGGUCAACUCGAGAUGACCCUUCACCAGGUCAACGCUGACGGUGCCGGCCCCUACACCUGCAAGAUCAACUCGGAUGGCACUGCUGCCCAGUGGACCCCCAUCCAGGUUGCCACCCAGGUUCCCGGCCGCAACUCCCGCGACCGGAAUGGUGCCCAGACUGACCACCCUCUUGUCGCCUCCAUCCCUGCCGGCCAGACAUGCACUGGUACCGUCGCUGGUCAAGAGAACGUCUGCCUUGUCCGCUGUGAGAACGGCGCUCGCGCUGGUCCCUUCGGUGGUGUCAUUCCUAUCCAGAUUGGUGCCGGCGCCGGAGCUGGUGCUGGUGCUGGUGCCGGAGCCGGUGCCGGUGCCGCUGGCAACGGCACUGCCCCUGCUGCUGGUGCCGCCGCUGAGCGCCGCAACGCUCAGGCUUUGGCUCGCCGCGCCCUUGCCCGCGACAUUGUCCGCCGCGAGGCUCUCCUGCGCAAGGUCAUGAAGCGGGCUAUGAUUGAGACUGAGGAGGACAUUGAGGACGACGAGGAGUAAGGAGAUUGGACUGACUUGGUCCUUUCUUGACAAGAGAACAAGAUGACGAGAUGGAUCGGUGUCUUUUUUUGUAUCUGAUUUCUAUUUUUUUUUCCGCUUGCGGAGACAGGGUUCACAGGACGGGGGAUCGAGGUUAGACACAUGGGCUUUCACGCAUUCCCACAUCAAAAGCGAAGAAAGCAGCGCACUCUGGAGUUGACGGUUGCUUGAGUUUUCUUUAUUCAUAUACCCCCCCUGGUUUGGGAUUACGGACCCGAAACCGCGGGAAAUUUGUACAAUAUAUAAAGAUAAGAGGUGUUGGUGCUUUGAAUACUAUCAGGAUCAUCUUAAAAAAAAACGCAUUCAUCCC
Pyricularia oryzae 70-15 is the source of this 1467-nucleotide messenger RNA. Its product is annotated as CAS1 domain-containing protein 1. NCBI's taxonomy places the organism in Eukaryota, Fungi, Ascomycota, Sordariomycetes, Magnaporthales, Pyriculariaceae. The record is from RefSeq and is a predicted model, not a curated record. Bases 291 to 1118 code for a protein of 275 amino acids. The transcript is spliced from 2 exons.